Molecule: messenger RNA, 2336 nt
Organism: Cheilinus undulatus (humphead wrasse)
Lineage: Eukaryota; Metazoa; Chordata; Actinopteri; Labriformes; Labridae
Gene: fam53b
Product: family with sequence similarity 53 member B
Exons: 6
Coding region: 370-1599 (409 amino acids)
Biological process (GO): protein import into nucleus; positive regulation of canonical Wnt signaling pathway
Cellular component (GO): nucleus
Source: RefSeq, a predicted model, not a curated record
UGUUGUAGUUUGCAGGAGCUGCCUGGAGCAGGACGUGAGGUGACCUACUCGCUUUACUUCCUACCUGGUUCUGCUUUUCUGCUGAAAGAAAAACACAACAUGGUCCAGCGAAACUAACCAACUGCCUGCUGUUGUUGGUGGAAAUUCGAGACAGUCACCGUAAUGCUUUUUGAGCCGUUGCAGAGGAGUGCUGUCUUAUCUCUAUCGAGCUAACCUUCCCCUCAGGAUCGGGCAGAAGAGUGAAGCACAUUCCAGCAGAAGUCGAGGGCUGCUGUCUUAAGCUUAACGAGAAACCCGGCCCGCUCACACCAUGCCCGCCAAGAUGGCCGCCAACUUUUCCUGCCCUCACUGGAACCACUUGGGACAAGGAUGUGUGUUGAAAUGGUGAUCAUAUUCAAGAAAACACUGGAAAAGAAGGGUGCCGACGAUGUAACCUCCAAAAGAAGAGAUUUGGGCCAGUUCCAGUUCCAGGCACAGACCAUGACCCAGGGGACUGCACUUUUCUCUUGUGGACUCAUGGAGACAAGCCGCUGGCACGAGGUAGGUCGCAGCUGCUCCAUACAGCAGAGGCCAGUUGGGACCAGCCUGGAGAGCCUGUGGGACGUCCUGCCGGAGGUGCACAAAACUUCCACCCACUGGGACUGGGAUGUUGGCUCCACCUCAAGCACAAUUACCAGCUUGUUGCAGGAUCUCAACCUGACAGAAGCUGCAUCCUCGCACUCCACUGCCCCCCCCAGCAAGCGCCAGUGCCGUUCCCUGUCCUGCUCAGACGAGCUGGGUGGGUGCCGUUCCACCUGGCGCCCUCAGGGCUCUCGUGUGUGGACGGCGGUGGAGAAGAGAAGGUGCCACAGUGGAGGAAGUGUCCAACGUGGCGCUGUUACCAAUUCUGCACUUGGCUUUCCAGGUAUGCAGCGCAGCUCCAGCUUCAGCCUACCCGCCCGCUCAAACACCUUAGAGCUGCCCUGCUUCACCCAGCGACCCCCCUGCCCCUCUGCCUUCUCCACCAUGACACCCUCAGAGGCCCCAGCGCACCCUGUCUACCUCUCUCAUGAACAGAUCUGCCUCCCUGAGCCUCGUGGACCCUCGCCACCCAGCUCACCGGAUUCCACUCCGGAGCUGGAGCGCCGCAGCGGACAAGGGGGGCUUGCAAGAAGCCGCUCGCAGCCGUGUGUCCUCAAUGACAAGAAGAUUGGGGUCAAGCGUAGGCGACCAGCUGAUACACACAAACAGAGGCCUUCUUUGGACCUGGCCAAGAUGACUCAGAAACUUCAGAACUUCCACAGCCUUAGCUGCCCAGGAAUUACCGGCGAGGACAUCUGCGAGUCAAACCAGACCCUUUUCACUCUCAGGAGCCCCGCCCACUGCAACACGGACUACUCAAGCGGCUUAGAAGAUGUUCAACCUCGGACCAAAGAGGGCCAGAUCAUUAGAAACGUGUCGUCUGAUCCUACAAUCGAAGAGGCCGACUGGACCUCCACAGACUACGAGACGACUAAUGGGAAGGACAGUGAGCCUCUGUGGGCGGGUCUUUGUAGCAUGAGGAAGGACGUGUAUCAGCUUGGAGGAGAGCUGGACAUUGAGCAGAUUGAGAGGAACUGAGCUUGACUGUCUUCCUCUUUGUGGAAGCUAAUGUAGCAGACUUACAGUGGUACAGUCAACAGUACUGAUAGUCUUAAGGACAAACAAGUGGAGAGCUGACGCCAUGAGCGAUCCAGCACUUGUUUUUUUAUUACUCAAGGAGGGACUGAGCAGACCCUUAUUGAGCUGAAAGUCCAUUUUGGGGACUUUGAGUUAGCAGAGGUUUCUUCCCUACUGUGGGGAAUCUCAACUGUGUCUCAGGAGAACAAGAAAGAUGGAUUCAGGUGAAGAUAAAAAGAACUCUUAAGUAAAAAAUAUAAAAGUUGGCUCUAACACUGGGGUCUUUAACAUUUCUGUGUAAGCCAGAUUAUCUUCCUUGUGUGCUACAUUUGAAGAGAAUUCACAGCAGGUUUGUAAAAAUUCUCUGCACUAGAACACGACUCCAUCACCCAGACCUUCAUACGUUGGUACACAAUGGGGAAAAGUGGUGACUUCUUUGAGAGCUACUGUUAGCAACGCUCCUUUCACUGUUAACUGAGCAACAAGCAGCACGCAUACACAGCCUGUAAAAUGUAUCAAAGAGCUUAACAUUUCACACAGUAACAUCGGGCUUCUCUCUGAGAUCUGUGCUCCCCGCUUGUUUGAGAGAAGCUUUGUGAUGCUAACAGCAUUAAUGUUCUUUCUUUUUACGAUUUGUAACUACAAAUUUAUGUAAAACAUGAGCAUAUUUCUAUACAAAUAAAACACUGUUUUAAAUG